This is a messenger RNA of Caenorhabditis elegans, 813 nucleotides long. RefSeq names its product non-specific serine/threonine protein kinase (gene F52C12.6). The record is from RefSeq and is marked reviewed. NCBI's taxonomy places the organism in Eukaryota, Metazoa, Nematoda, Chromadorea, Rhabditida, Rhabditidae. Gene Ontology annotation, molecular function: kinase activity; ATP binding; catalytic activity. Gene Ontology annotation, cellular component: EKC/KEOPS complex.
GUAAAAAAUUCAAAAUGACAGCGGCGACGACAAGCUCCGACUCGGAAGGCGAAAUGGAUUUUGAGACGACAAUUGAGACGGGAUUCGGGUAUCAAAUCGAUGGAUUACUGUAUCAGGGAGCCGAGGCGAAAGUUACAAAGUGUAUUUGGUUGGGAAGGCAGGCUAUUAUCAAAGAAAGAUUCUCAAAAGGAUACCGUCACCCAACACUGGACACUCAGCUCAACAAGGCACGCACAAAACAGGAGAUUCGUGGGCUCAAUAAGGCUCGAGAACUCGGAAUCCACGUGCCCGCCGUCUAUUUCAUUGAUAACGAGAAGAAUCAGCUAAUUAUGGAGUUUGUGCCCGGUUCGACGGCAAAAAAUUGGAUUUCUCAACUAAAUCCGGCGGAUUUUGAUGCAAAAACUCGAGAAUUUGGCCAAAUUUUUGGCGAAAAACUGGGAAAAUUGCAUCGCGGAGGCCUAAUUCACGGGGAUUUAACAACGUCGAAUAUUAUUCUACGGGACGAUGAUCUACAGAAAAUGACGUUUAUCGAUUUUGGGCUUUCAUCACAGGGAAAGGUAACCCCAGAAGAAAAGGGUGUGGAUUUGUAUGUACUUGAACGGGCGGUCAUUAGUACCCAUGAUAAAUGCGCGGCACUUAUUGAAGGUCUUAUGGAAGGAUACAAAAAAGCCGACGGGAAACAGUUUGUCGCCGUGGAGAAGAAGCUCAACGAAAUCCGACUUCGUGGCCGAAAACGCGAUAUGAUUGGAUGAUUUUUUGGAAUAUUUGUUGUUAUUAAUUUAAAUUGUUUUGACUCUAUAAAAAUGGUUUUUU